UCCUUGCGCGGUAUCCAGCGACUCGACUGAGAUCAAACAGCGCUCUCUCCUUCGAUUAGCGCAUUCUUUUUCAUCUUCGUUCCAUCACCUCCCUCACUCCAGGUCUUCUUGGCUCCAUCAUGGGUGACGACGAGCGCCGCACUAAGCGAUCGCGCUUCGACCAGACCGAAGCAGAACCCCGACGCCCUUCCCGGUUUGACCGUCGUUCACGCUCGCCUUCGUCGCGACAGUCGGAGACAACUCGUACUCGAAGCCCACUUCGCGACUCUCGCAGCCCGGCUGCUGAUGCUGGAAAACGGUCGACAUCUACAGAUCCCGCCGCCGCAGCUGCGGCGGCAGCGGCCAAGAUCAAUGCUCAGUUGCAGGCUAAGAAGGGCAUUCAGCAUGUCGACGUGCCCCCGAUUCGUUCGACUGCGAGUCCUGCACCCAAGGCCUCGUCGCCGACAGAUGGGAAACUGAACACCGAAGUCUACAUCGCUGAUGGCGACUAUAUCAAGGAUAUUGAGAUCAACGAUCUGCGCAAUCGUUAUACACUGACAAAGGGCUCUACUCAGAAAAUGAUUAAAGAUGAAACUGGCGCCGAUGUCACCACUCGAGGAAACUACUAUCCUGACAAGACUAUGGCUACUGCGGCGAACCCCCCACUCUACCUUCACGUUACGAGUACAAGCAAGGAAGGGCUCGACAAGGCUGCUGCGAUGAUCAAUGAUCUGAUGCAGAAAGAACUGCCCAAUCUUGUUGACGAACGACGAUUUCGCCGUCGGGAGCCCGAACAGUUUGAGCGCGAUGAGUUUGGCCGUCGCAAAUGGCCGGAGGAGCGCAUUCCUAUCGAACUCGAGCCAAUCCCCGGCUUUAACCUUAGAGCGCAGGUUGUCGGACAAGGAGGCGCAUAUGUCAAGCAUAUUCAACAGAAGACCCGAUGCAAGGUCCAGAUCAAGGGCCGCGGCUCUGGUUUCUUAGAGCCUUCUACUGGCAGAGAAAGCGAAGAGCCUAUGUUCUUGCAUGUAGCUGGUCCCAACCCUGAUGAUGUGCAAGCUGCCAAGGAGCUUUGCGAAGAUCUCCUGGCGAACGUCAAAGAGCAGUAUCAACGUUUCAAGGAGAACCCUCCUCAGCAUAACUAUGGCGGUUACGGUCAGCGAGGAGACCGUCACCACUACGGCGGCAACAACAACAACAACAACAAUAACCAUUACGGCUAUGGUCACCACCACCAUCAGCAGCAGCAGCAACAGCAGCAGCAACAACAACAACAACAGUCACCCACCGCAACGGCUAGUCCAUCUGGACAGGGAGCCUCGGGUGCAGCUGGUGCAGCUGGUGCAGCCGCAGGCACCAAUGCCGCUGACUACAGCGCCCAGUACGCCCAAUACUACGGAUCUGAUCCCUAUGCAGCCUAUGGUGGUUACCAAAACUACGUCGCGUACUACCAGUACUACCAACAGGCCGCUCAGCAGCAGCAAGAGCAGCAGCAGCAGCAACAACAGCAGUCGCCUCCGCCUCCGCCCCCUGCUAGCGAGGCGCCACCACCACCUCCUCCUGGCUCAGGCUCGCCGCCUCCCCCUCCUCCAGGCGGUAGCUACAGCGCAGUCCCACCCCCGCCGGGUCUGUAAACCUAGUUCAUUACCAGCCAUUCAGUAGGAAUCGUGCCGGGAGAUGAACAAGGGGGGGGGGAAAAGGAACGAUACGAGAUUGAUAACCAGGCUUGUAGGAAUAACUUUCUGUUUGAAAAUUCCAGAUUCUGCAGAUUUCCGGGGCAAAAACCAGUAUUGAUCAUUCAUGCUUUUGAAUAGUUAUACGAUUAAUCCGCCC
Penicilliopsis zonata CBS 506.65 is the source of this 1809-nucleotide messenger RNA. RefSeq lists its product as hypothetical. Gene Ontology annotation, molecular function: RNA binding. The coding region runs from base 120 to 1610 and encodes 496 amino acids. Gene Ontology annotation, cellular component: nucleus. The transcript is spliced from 9 exons. The record is from RefSeq and is a predicted model, not a curated record. NCBI's taxonomy places the organism in Eukaryota, Fungi, Ascomycota, Eurotiomycetes, Eurotiales, Aspergillaceae.